This is a messenger RNA of Elgaria multicarinata webbii, 822 nucleotides long. It is a transcript of the gene CNIH2, whose product is annotated as cornichon family AMPA receptor auxiliary protein 2. Gene Ontology annotation, biological process: endoplasmic reticulum to Golgi vesicle-mediated transport; regulation of AMPA receptor activity. Bases 1 to 483 code for a protein of 160 amino acids. The transcript has 6 exons. Gene Ontology annotation, cellular component: dendrite; endoplasmic reticulum membrane; COPII-coated ER to Golgi transport vesicle. The record is from RefSeq and is a predicted model, not a curated record. Lineage: Eukaryota; Metazoa; Chordata; Lepidosauria; Squamata; Anguidae.
AUGGCCUUCACCUUCGCCGCCUUUUGCUACAUGCUCACUUUGGUCCUCUGCGCCUCGCUCAUCUUCUUCGUCAUCUGGCAUAUAAUCGCCUUUGACGAAUUGCACAUGGACUUCAAGAACCCUAUCGACCAGGGCAAUCCAGCCAGGGCAAGGGAGAGGUUGAAAAACAUUGAACGCAUCUGCUGCCUCUUGAGAAAGCUCGUGGUUCCUGAAUACUCCAUCCACGGCCUUUUCUGUCUGAUGUUUCUCUGCGCGGCUGAAUGGGUGACUUUAGGACUUAACAUCCCUCUGCUUUUCUACCACUUGUGGAGGUAUUUUCACCGCCCAGCAGACGGCUCAGAGGUGAUGUACGAUGCCGUCUCCAUCAUGAAUGCCGACAUCUUAAACUAUUGCCAGAAAGAGUCGUGGUGCAAACUGGCCUUUUAUCUGUUGUCAUUCUUCUAUUACCUGUACAGUAUGGUUUAUACGCUGGUGAGUUUCUAACGGAGCCAAUUGAAGGAAGCGGGGGAGAUCCUUUCGCUGGUUCCCAGUGACUCCUCUGGGAAUGCCCCCCCACACACCCGGACUAUGAAGUUACAUGGCUAAGACUAUAUGGGGGACGGUAUGGACCGACCACAGGCCUGACACCUCCCCAUGUCUGAAGCCAAUAACGCCGCAAGACUGUCCUUUCCUGGCUGCCUUGGACACUGAUACUCCUGCUGCCUCAUAUCGGAUGGGGGUUGCCGUAUCACCCCCCCACACACUUCCUCCCCUCUGUUCCAGCCCCAGGAAUAAUGCCCACCGGUUCUGUAUUUUGCAAAAGAAAGCCUGCAUCUUCUCCAC